Molecule: messenger RNA, 1122 nt
Organism: Thermochaetoides thermophila DSM 1495
Lineage: Eukaryota; Fungi; Ascomycota; Sordariomycetes; Sordariales; Chaetomiaceae
Exons: 3
Coding region: 1-1122 (373 amino acids)
Biological process (GO): chitin catabolic process; carbohydrate metabolic process
Cellular component (GO): extracellular region
Molecular function (GO): chitin binding; chitinase activity
Source: RefSeq, a predicted model, not a curated record
AUGGCUUGCAAUUCCCAUAAGCCAGAGUUCCGAUGCAUCAUGUAUUACACUGGCCAGCAUCCCGUUGCUCCUCCUCUGGAGGAGCUCACCCCUCUCACCCAUGUUGCAGUAGCCUUCAUGAGCCCCGGCGUUUUCAACGAUCCUGGGCGCAAAGAAUGGCCACUAUUUACCACCGUGGACGAGGUUCGAUCAAAGUUCCCCAACGGAACGAAGAUCAUGGUUGCCAUUGGUGGCUGGGGAGACACGGCUGGUUUCUCUGCCGCUGCCCAGACGGAUGCAACUCGCAAGACCUUUGCCGAAAAUCUGGCCAAGAUGGUUGCGGCCACCGGUGCAGACGGCGUUGACAUUGACUGGGAGUAUCCAGGUGGCAACGGUGAAGAUUAUAAGCAACUUCCAAACGACCAGAAGUCUUGGGAGAUCGAGGCAUACCCACUCCUCCUGGCCGAAGUCCGCCGUGCUCUUGGCCCGCAGAAGGUCAUUUCGGCCGCUGUGCCCGGCCUGAAGCGCGACAUGCUUGCUUUUACACAUCAGACGGUUCCCCGCAUUAUGCGCUACGUCGAUUUUCUCAACGUUAUGACAUACGACUUGAUGAAUCGUCGUGACAACGUCACUAAGCACCAUACUGGAGUGAAGUUGAGCCUCGAAGCUGUCGAUGCCUACAUAGCUGCCGGUGCAGCUCCAGAAAGACUAAACCUCGGCUUUGCAUUCUAUGUCAGGUGGUUUAAGACGGAGCAUGAAGCCUGUGCCAAAGCCUCGCCAAUCGGCUGCCCUACGCCGCAGCUCGAGGAUCCCCAGACUGGUGCUGAUCUUGGCCGCGGCGGCGCCUUUGCUUGGCAUGAUCCGGUGCCUGCAAAUCUCGUCGACUCUUUCUCACGUGCGCUUAGGCAAGGCACAUAUGAUGAGGAGGACGGUGGAUAUUACUACUGGGAUCCUUCUGAAGAUAUAUGGUGGACAUUUGACACAGUGGAUGCCAUCAAGCGCAAGUUUCCUGCAAUUCUGAAAAGGAGAGACCUGGGGGGAGUGUUUGCUUGGGCUCUUGGUGAAGAUGCACCUCGCUUUGAGCACUUUUCUGCACUUAAAUAUGGACUUAAAGAUUUCUUGAAGGAGAAGGAGGAGCUAUGA